GAUGGCAAGAUAGAUAAUCUUCAAAAAGGUCGUAAGCAAAUCGUACGUGUACUCAAAACCAAGUUGCCCCGCGCCUGCAGUUAUUGAGGCAAGCUUUGUGGCGGCGCUGGCAGAGGACGCCAUUGAUGUCCUGAAAAUCAUUUCAAAUUCCCGCCUUUUUUCAGUCAUAACUUGAUUGAUAUAACUGGGCCAAGACUGCAAGUGGGUUUUGUUAAGAAACGGCAUUUUAUGAUGGAUUUAAGAGGGAUAGAGAGAUGCAGAGGUAAAAGAAGCGAAGAUUUAACGAGUUUCCCAUUUAGAACAUGGAAAUCAUCUCUUAGAAAUAAGCGCAGAUCCAUGAAACAAUUUCGUAAGGUAGUAAAUAAAUAUUUGGAACGAUUAAAGGAGGGUGAAAACAGAGAACCCACACGAUACUUGAAUUGCCACAACUUCAACACUCGUUCUUAUAUAAAGGAUAGGGUAAGAAAUGAGUUUUCUCCACUUACUAAGGAAGAGGAGGAUGAAGUUAAUAAUGCUCUAUCGGCCUCGGACAGCAAAAAAGUCCUGGUGAUACAUCAAGAUUCAAAUAUAAAAAUUACGAAAGAAGACAUUCGAUGCCUCUUACUUGAGACAUGGUUAAAUGAUGAAGUAAUAAAUCUAUAUUUGGAACUUUUAAAGGAAAGGGAAAAUAGAGAGCCCACACAAUACUUAAAGUGUCACUUUUUUAAUACAUUUUUUUAUAAAAAGCUUUUUAACCAAAGGGGCGAGUAUGAUUAUCAAGCAGUCAAGAGAUGGACAACCCAUAAAAAGCUUGGCCAUAACCUACUUGAUUGCGACUCCAUUCUUGUUCCUAUUCACAAGCAUUUCCAUUGGACGUUGGCUGUCAUAAAUAUCAAAGAGAAAAAAAUCCAAUAUUAUGAUUCAUUAGAUACAAGAGACAAUCAUGUCUUUAAUGUCUUGACCAAAUAUAUUCAAGAUGAAGUGGAGGAUAAGUGCAGGAAUCAUCUGAAUUUGGGUGGUUGGAAACAUGAACACAUGGAAAAUAUUCCCUUGCAGGAAAAUGGCUCCGACUGUGGAGUGUUUAUGUUGAAGUAUGCUGAUUUCCAUAGUCGUGGAAUGCCACCGGACUUCACACAGGCUAACAUCGAGUACUAUCGUAGGAGAAUGGCUAAUGAGAUUUUGAAAUUACGAGUAGAAUGAAAGACGUGUUUUUGUGGGUUAUAUUUUUUAACAUGGAAUUUGUAAAGCUAAAAGGAAAAUACCAAGUGACAAAUUAUUCUGAAGACGUUAAGGAAAAGCUUUUAGCAGCUUGGGGUUACAGAAAGCAAGAUUUUUGUGAAAGUGUCAAAACCUAUGACAGAAACAUAUAUGGCCAAAGAUAUCCAAGUCAACAGGCGGUUUAAGGAAUCAGGUAGACAAUCAACACGAACAGGUGUGUUGUGUGGAAAGAGAUUAAUUGUGGAACUUAAUUCUGUAACGUCAAUGUUCAUUAUAGGAGUUUCCGAUAGUGCUCUCUUUUUUCUUUGCAGGCAAACAUAUACUAAACUUGAUGUUUGAGCGUCUGAUAUAGCUGAGAUAUUUGAGCAACGAGUAAAAUAACACAUCACAGGAAACAGAGGACCUGUUUGUAAUUCUGAAAAUUUGUUUACGUUUCUCCACUUGGACGUAACUUAGAUAUCCAACUGUUGGAGCAGCUGUUAUACGGACCAAACUGAGCAAACCCCCUGUUGGAGCACAGCUGUUAUACGGACCAAACUGAGCAAACCCCUUAGUUGAGAUCAUUUGAGGUUGUGGUGUUCUCAAGCUGACUCUUUAUGUUCAUAAAUGUUUUCAAGGACAACGCAAUAAAUAGAGAGUCCUAACACUUAUAUCGUACCUAUAUUCUUUCCUUGUCACACUACUUGUUUAGUACCAUAUCUGCACCAUCCAAGUGCAAACAAAUAAAUUAAGAAAAUGGAUUUUGU
Messenger RNA from Cryptomeria japonica (Japanese cedar), 1943 nucleotides. Its product is annotated as ubiquitin-like-specific protease ESD4. NCBI's taxonomy places the organism in Eukaryota, Viridiplantae, Streptophyta, Pinopsida, Cupressales, Cupressaceae. The transcript has 10 exons. The record is from RefSeq and is a predicted model, not a curated record. Gene Ontology annotation, molecular function: deSUMOylase activity. Gene Ontology annotation, cellular component: nucleus. Bases 229 to 1179 code for a protein of 316 amino acids. Gene Ontology annotation, biological process: protein desumoylation.